AUGGAAAGUGAAACUCGAAAUGCAGAUCAAAUUACGUCGAAAUGGCGAGAUAUUCGACUAAAAUGCACCGAGUUUGGAGGAAUCUACAACAACCUCCUAAACAUACGCAAAAGCGGCUCGAACGAUUUUGAUGUUUUCAAGGCGGCCAUGGACCAAUUUGAAAAAACAACGCCAACACGCAAAGCUUUUCCGUAUAUGAAACCGUGGCUAAAAUUGAAAGACGCCCCAAAAUGGAAAGAGCAAACGGAAGGAAGUUCCCAAUCUUCCGGUUCAAAGCGUUGGAGAAACCCCGAUGGAACUUCUCAACAAUCGGACGGCCGAACACACAUCAACGUCAACGACGAUCCGAUAGAUCUUGAAAACGACCAACCUCUUCGUCGGCUCGUUGGAAGAAAUAAAGCAAAAAAAGCGGCGUCAACAUCUUCGAAUUCUAGUGUUAAGGAUAUGUUUGGCGAUAAAUUUGAUUGA
Molecule: messenger RNA, 468 nt
Organism: Lactuca sativa (garden lettuce)
Lineage: Eukaryota; Viridiplantae; Streptophyta; Magnoliopsida; Asterales; Asteraceae
Source: RefSeq, a predicted model, not a curated record